Messenger RNA from Hemicordylus capensis (graceful crag lizard), 1187 nucleotides. RefSeq names its product family with sequence similarity 174 member A (gene FAM174A). The coding region runs from base 190 to 648 and encodes 152 amino acids. The transcript has 3 exons. The record is from RefSeq and is a predicted model, not a curated record. NCBI's taxonomy places the organism in Eukaryota, Metazoa, Chordata, Lepidosauria, Squamata, Cordylidae.
GCCCGGCUCAACCUCUCGUCACGUGGCGCUAGGCAGCCCGGGCGGAGAUCUCGCGGGUCGGUUCGCUCGGCGCACACAUACUACACGGUCGCGUGUUGGGUCGCUGGAAAUAUGAGAACUUCCGCUUCAGCCGGAGGGCCCAGCGGUGCUUAGGCCGCGCCCGCCGGGGCCAGGCUGGGGAGAUCCGCGAUGCGGUGGCGGCUGCGCGACCUACUGCCGCUGCAGUCGCCGCUCCUCCUUCUCUGGCUUCUUCCGGGCUUUCUCUGGGUGGCGGCUUCUCCCGACCCGCGCUCCACGCCGCGGCCACCGCUCUCGACCCCUGCGUGGCCCUCUCCCGGCGGUGCUCUCGCGGCCGCGGGCAGUGCGAGCAGCGGCAAUGCGACCAGCAGCCUGGCCGCCGCGGCGGCCCCCGCGGCUGACUCCCACCCGCGUGUGACCCAACGCACCCUGUCGGUGCUCGUCUUGGCCAGCGCCGCCCUCAUCGUCUACUUCGUCAUCCGGACUGUGCGACUGAGACGAAGAAACAGAAAAACGCGGAGGUAUGGUGUACUGGAUACUAACAUAGGAAAUAUGGAGUUGACACCAUUAGAACAAGAUGAUGAUGAUGAUGAUACAACACUGUUUGAUGCCAAUCAUCCUCGAAGAUAAGUAUGUGCCUUUUGGGAAAAGAUUUCAAUCGUGGAGCAACAAAAGAAGGUUGUACAGAUGGAAUAAGAAGCCUUUAUCAGGGUUGGGAGUAUAUAAAUUAUAUAUAUAUAUAUCUAUAUAUGGCACCCUUAGUUGGAUGCAAUAAACUGUAACAUUUUACUGUACCUUUGUAUAUACAGAAAUAUUUUACGUUCAGAGACUAUGGAAAUUGUGCACUAAACUUUAAACCUAAUUUAAACAGGGUAUUUUCUGCUUGAGUUAAUUCUGUAUUGUGGUCUCCCCUUCAGGAAUACUAAACUGAAAUAUUGCACAUUUGUGAUUUUUUUUGGCCAACCUGAUUUUUAAAAAUAUGUUUAACAUGGCGACUUUUUUCUGUGAACUCUCUCCACCUACAAUUUCAUUUAAUAGAGAUGUCUUCCCUGUUUUGAAAUACCAAAUCUAAUUACUCACGUGUCUGAGUUUUUCCUUUUGUAAACUAGAUGUGGGUUAUUGGAUAUUCACUGUCAUGAUACAAAUAAAUGUUCAGAGUAUUCCUAGCA